Anguilla anguilla (European eel) is the source of this 2237-nucleotide messenger RNA. Its product is annotated as lysyl oxidase homolog 1-like. The record is from RefSeq and is a predicted model, not a curated record. The coding region runs from base 395 to 2065 and encodes 556 amino acids. The transcript is spliced from 7 exons. Lineage: Eukaryota; Metazoa; Chordata; Actinopteri; Anguilliformes; Anguillidae. Gene Ontology annotation, biological process: peptidyl-lysine oxidation. Gene Ontology annotation, molecular function: protein-lysine 6-oxidase activity; copper ion binding.
AGCGCCAAAGCUGAGUGGAGCAGGGCAGCUCCUAUGCAGAGGUCUGAGAGCAAUGCGAGAUCCACAGCCGCCACAUCAAGGCAGCCAGGAAGACCAGGGAUUUGCACUCAGCUCCAACGUGGAGAGGCUAGCGCUCUCCCCUCCCCUGGAACGCGUUCUCAGCCAUUCGGGCAUGUCUGCUGGGGAGACGAGUCCGACUUUAAGCUCCUGCGACUCUCGGCUGUAGGGCUGUGGAUGGACACAACCUCCUGGAAUCUUCUCACCUCAAGCCAUUCCUGCUCACCAGCCAACGAGGAUUUACGAGGGACGCAGAUUUGGUCUACGGCUAUACAGAAUACUCAGAACAACUGUUUUCUUUCUCAUUGAUCCUUGAGCCCAGCGAGGUGUGGCUCGAAUGAUGGCAGUUGCCGUUGUGGCUUGUUCGCUGUGGGUGCUGUUGCUCGUCGGUUGGGUGCAGGUGGAGGCACAGAGGCAGGAUGCCCGCACUAACCCCUGGAGACAGAGGAUCCAGUGGGAGAACAACGGAAGGGUGUUCAGCCUGCUCAACAGCGGGGCCGAGUAUGUCCCCGCCAGGGGCCAGGACCGUCAGAGGAGCCACAGGGUGCUGCUGGCAGACGCGUCGCCUCACGGGGCCCGCCGGCCCCAGGGCAGCAACGUGCGCAGACAGGCCCCAUCCCGGGCCGGCUCUGAGAUGACCAGGAGCCAGACCAGACCGUCUUUUGGGUUCGGUCGGGUGCCGGAUAACUGGCGCCAGGGGGCGGCGAGUGUGGCUAACGGUGCUGGACGGUACCAGUCUUCCUCAAGCUCCCGAGUCAGGCCUUUGACAGGUUCUUCGUCAUCUUCUUCUUCUUCAUCAUCAUCAUCAUCUUCUUCAUCAUCUUUCAAUGGGCCAUCUUACCCUCAGUACCUCCUUCCUCGCCAGCCCUCCUACUCUGCACCAUAUGAUGCCAUCAUCACAGAGCCCCGAGCCGGGGGGGCCAGAUAUUCAGCUGGUACCAGCAGGAGCUAUGCCCGUGCGCCACACACCGGGGGAAGUCUGUUGCCAGUGCAGCCAAACUCGCCCACUGACUACAGCGAGAACGGUUACCGCUACUACCAGUCGGCCCCCAACCUAGCUUUGCCAAGCCAGCCGGCUCAGCCACCUGUCUCGGGUGGCCUAGACCACACCUAUUCCCUGAGCCUGUACAAUGAAGGGUCCCCUGCCAUUCCUGACGCCAACAUUGCCCCUGAAGCCAAUCCCAACGCCCCAGCAGUGGACAGGAGCAGUACAGACAAUCAGACGCCCUUGCGCAGCCCACAGUAUGAGCAGUUCCCCCCCUUUGCGAGAGUACAGCCACCUGUCUUGAUGCCAGCCCCAUCAGGCAGGAACCCCAUCUCUCCCAACUCCGCACUGGAGAACCCCAACGUUAAUGUGGGCACUGUUUACCAAACUGAGCAGAGAGAGUUGCCUGACCUGGUUCCUGACCCACACUACGUCCAGGCCUCCACCUACAUUCAGAGGAAUCACAUGUAUUCACUCCGAUGUGCUGCAGAAGAAAAAUGCCUGGCCAGCUCAGCAUACAGUCCUGAAACAACAGACUAUGAUAUCAGGGUGCUCUUGCGCUUCCCACAAAGGGUUAAAAACCAAGGAACAGCUGACUUCAUGCCCAACCGCCCUCGCCACACCUGGGAGUGGCAUAGCUGCCAUCAACAUUACCACAGCAUGGAUGAGUUCAGCCACUACGAUCUCUUGGAGGCCAGCAGUGGCAACAAGGUUGCGGAGGGCCACAAGGCCAGCUUCUGCCUGGAGGACACCACCUGUGAUUUUGGCCACCUGAAGCGCUUUGCCUGCACCGCCCACACCCAGGGUUUGAGUCCAGGAUGCUAUGACACCUACAAUGCCGACAUUGACUGCCAAUGGAUUGAUAUCACUGAUGUCCAACCAGGGAACUAUAUACUAAAGCUCCAGGUGAACCCCAAAUACCUUGUGUUGGAGUCAGACUACACCAACAAUGUGGUUAGGUGUAAUAUCCAUUACACCGGGCGAUUUGUCACAACCACGAACUGCAAGAUAGCCCAGUCCUGAUCAGCCUCCCGAAGCCGACUGCCGUCACGCCGCUUUUCGAUGAAACGUGAGCGGAAACCUUUUCUUUGUUUUUGUCGUUGCCGUUCUGAUUCCUCAAGGCCAGAGCGCACGCCGAGGGCUCUGCGGACGCUGAGGAUGAUCUGGAGAUAUUUACACAAGAACACUCGGAUAA